AUGAUCAGUGAGCAACGUGUCCAACGUGUCCCGGGAACCGCGCGAGACCGACUUCGGCUGUUGACCGGCGUCGUGCUGCUGUCCAUGAUCGCGGGAAGUGCUUGGACCGACAAUCCCGUCACAUCCGAGGGACCGAGCUUCAGCGCGCCAAUAACAAACAUGACGGUCUCAGUGGGAAGAGAAGCUGUCCUCACUUGCAUCGUGGCGAACCUUUCCACGUACAAGGUCGCAUGGCUGCGAGUGGACACGCAAACCAUCCUGACGAUAGCCAAUCACGUGAUAACGAAGAAUCACAGAAUCGGCGUCACUCACAGCGAGCACAAAACAUGGUCGCUACACAUACGCGAUGUUCGUGAGAGCGACCGAGGGAACUACAUGUGCCAGAUAAACACCGAUCCGAUGAAGAGUCAGAUCGGUUAUCUGGAGGUUGUAGUUCCACCGGAUAUUUUGGAUUAUCCCACGAGUACGGACAUGGUGGUUAGAGAAGGCAGCAAUGUCUCGCUACGUUGCGAAGCAACAGGGUCACCGACACCAAACAUCACUUGGAGGAGGGAAGAUGGCGACCGGAUUAUUCUUGGGAAGAAUCAGGGGAAGAAUAAGCAGGAAGUGCCCAGCAUUGAAGGACCGGUCUUCAAUAUCACGAAAGUGACCAGGUUGCAGAUGGGAGCGUAUCUUUGCAUCGCGUCCAAUGGCGUACCGCCAACGGUCAGCAAGAGAAUUAUGCUCGUUGUACAUUUUAGUCCAAUGAUUUCGAUUCCGAAUCAAUUGGUGGGCGCCCAGGAAGGCCAGCAAAUGAUGUUGGAGUGUCAUUCCGAAGCAUAUCCAAAGUCCAUCAAUUAUUGGACGAGAGAGAACAACGUUAUUAUAGCAAACGGGGACAAGUACGAGCCAUCCUUCUCGGACAACGUAUACAAGGUGCACAUGAAGCUUAUGAUACGUUCAGUCGCGAUGUCCGAUUAUGGCAGCUAUAAAUGCAUAUCCAAGAACUCCCUCGGCGAGACGGACGGCAGUAUCAAGCUCUAUCAUAUACCAACACCUACUACGGAACCGACGACGACGAGUACCGUGCCCGUUCCUACUACUGUGGAACCAGUGGAGAAUAUCCAGUGGUCGCGACAAAAGCCCGUGCCUAGUUUAGAGCCGAGCUCUAAUGAAAUAACCGACGCAUCUUCGACUGUCGUUAGAAGCGAAGAAACGCGACUUCGCGACAAACCAAGCCUGGAAGAGAGCCACGAAGCUGAGAACGUUAUUGACAGCAACAGCCAUAAAAGCUUCGACGACGACAUCGGACCCCAAAGAAUCGACAACACGGCGCAGUCGAUGUCCUCCAAGAGCAGCACGUGGGGUUGCAUGACGCGAUCCAGCACAGUGAUCUGCAUAAUCGUGCUUUCCGCCCUGUCGUAGUCACCGCGUGGGGAUGAUCGGUCUUUCCAGCUCCGGGAUAAAUCCUGCAAUCUUUCCUCACCCGUGCAAGGGAUCAAUUAAUCGACGAAGUAAAGCUGAAUAGCACGGAUUCAUCGAAGAAUCUACAGCUAUUGAUAGCAUACGCCGAAUGGGGGGAGGACGCUUAUCAUAGUGGGAUUAUGAACUCACACCCUGCCUUCGUUGGACGAGUGAAACCUUUCGAUGAAUUAAUUCACCAGAUUUCGUCCGUGAUAAGUUGCGUUACUCAUUCACUGUUCAGCGUUACUGCGCAGGAUGUAUGUCUAGGUCGGAAAAAGACUGCGAGUGAUGACGCAAACGUAAAGGCUGAUCACUCUUGUUUCCUUUCAGCGAGUGCGAAUGCAUUCUUAAUUAUUAUUUUCGAUAUGCAGAAAUUGUUGCGUACGUCUGCCAAUGUUGCAUAUAGUUAACGACAAGAAAAUACCGUUAUUGCUAUCAGUGUAGAUUUUCAUUUGCAAAUAACUAACGUGAUUCGCGCGAUAAUAUAUCUAGUAUCCGCGCCCCGGUAGCCUUUAUUGAUUCUCAUCUGAUGAAAAUGCAAUAUCGUGGAAAAACUUGUUUAUCGUUAAUUUGAUCAGAAAUCUUUAUCUCUCUUUCUUUUCGUCGCUUCGGAAACGAUCGAUGAUCAUUUCGUAUCAGCAGAGUUUCAUCAAGGCUUGGCUGUCGGACCUUUCUUGGGGAUGACGACGGCGUGACGACGAUUUUUCUUAUCUGAUUCCACCGUCAUCGCUAAAUCCUUCUCUGUAAUCUUUCUUCCUUCGGGAGAGAGACUUUCAAAUCGUGCGCAUCGUUAGCAAAACGAGAUCUCGCCAUUUCCUUCAAAGGGGUCGACUGAUUUUCCUUUUCCGUCUGGACGAUUUAGUCUGACAAGGCUUGAUGCACGUAUCCGAAUCGCAAUUAUAUCGCUAUGAAAAGCGUUUCGAGUAAUAUUCUUUUUAGAAGCAACAAAUAUGCGUUUUUUUUGUUUUUUAACGUUUUAUUCGAUUAUACAAAAUAUUUGUCGCAUUUUUAUUCUUUCGAGAAAUUACUAUAUCUGUUAUACUGAUUGUUAUUAAGAUAUAGUGGACGGGGACGGGGAAGAAGUCUUGUAAAAUACGUAUUGAAUGUUACGUUGAUUACGCUUACAUGUCUCCAUCGUUCAUUCAUAUUCUGAACCUGACAGAAAAUACGGCCUACUCAACUUACAAGUAACAAUUUCUAGUGAUUUCUGUAGAUUCGUAUCGGCAUAUUUCUGAUGCGUCAAUGAUACCUUGAAGUAUCAAAAUAUUUUAUACAAUAUAUACGUUCAUCUCAAUAUUCCUGUACACUCUCUAAUUUUACACGAAGCAUAUUCACGUAAUCACACGUUGGAGACAUUUCUUGAGAAUUAUUCUUAUAUUUCGGCUGCGUGCGGUGAUAUUUAAAUCAAUUUUAUUUAAUGCACAGAACAAAUUUAACCCUUUGCACUCUUGUGUAAUACUUAAACACGUAACGGUGACGAAUUUAAUGUCAGAGAACGUUCAACUUUAAUAAACGCGCGUCAUCAAUCAAUCUUUGAUUGUUGAUUGCAUAUCAUGUGUUCCAAUCCGAACGUAAAUACUCAGUGCAGAGGGUUAAUCGAUUAUCUACUAACUUAAGUGUAUAAAUUAGGAUGUAAGCGUAGGAAUUAGUAUAUGAUUAACGAAAUUCGAAGAACAAAACGAAAACGGUGCGUGUAAUGCAACGAAGCAACCGGAACUUGUAAAUUUUUAGAAUUGAUUACUUGCAUAUAUUUGUAAAUAACAUUACGAUCGUGUAUGGAUAUUUCCGAUAUCGUCGCUGUACUAAUUGUAUCGAUAAGAACGGUUUUGUAUAUAUUAAGUCACUUCGAGCGAGCAUAUAGAAUAAGAGUGUGAGUAGCUGUCGACGUUUUUAUAUAUGUGGAUGUUCCUGCAAACAAAAUUAUCGUGUCUUCGACGUGUAUCAGAACGAUUCAAUCCAGACAAGAGAGGCAUUUGAUCUCUCUCUUUCCACAAAGUUUGAAUGCUGCUUUGAGUUGCUCGCAAUUGGAAAUGUAACGUUCCUAGUUAUGUACAAUGCAAUUAAUUAAGUGCGAUUGCUAAGCUAGUCUUUAAAUUGGAAGUAGAUUGAUAUCUGAACGAUAAGUUACACGUAAAAGAUUUAUAUCGAUAAUUUGAAAUUAACAUUUCGUAUCUUCACGCCGAAAAACUAUUCGAAAUAUUUUUGUGACGUAUUAUUUGUUAUCAUAUCGUUGAUGAACGACGUGGUUAGUAGUAUUGAUUUGAAAUUCGCGGCUCAGAGAGAUGGUGCAUCCGCAGCAUCGACGUUCUCGUGUUGCGCAUGGCAAAUUUGCACGAGAAACGGCGCCCGCUUUUCGAAACGUCGAAUAGUCCAUAAUUCGCGUUGAUCUGCAUUUACAUCGACAUGAGAAACAUUCAGCAUUGAUUCACGUCCGCUCAAUGAUACAAUCGAAUUUUGAGAAUUUAUUUAUACAUACGUACACACAUCUUCCAUACCGAUUAAAUCCCUUGGCAUGAACAACAUAUAUUCUAUGUCGCAACUCAGGAGCUCCCUGGAAUCCAGAUGUAAAUACUAACUAUAAGAUUAUAUUACGAUGAUGUACUGUAAAGUGAAUGGAAUAUCUGUAAAUAAUCGCAGCUUUCUAUGAUGUUACAUAAAGUGGUACACGAUCAAUUGUAGAACCAAUGCUCAAGAUUUCCUAUCAAAAAUGUUUCUUAUCAAUAAUAUUUGUAUUACAUACUUUAUAUUCUAUUUGUAAUAAUAAUAUGUAAUGUAAUUUAUAGUAGUCUCAAUGUCUCAAAUUUCUCGAUUCUCUUAUUUAUUAAAUUUUUGGAAAACGCGACUUUUCAAAAUUUAAAGUACAAAACCGAGAACAUCUAGGAUUAGUAUGUAAAUUUAAAGUUACACGUAUCAGUUUAUAUACAUAUUGCUUUGGAUGAGCAGUUGGCAAGAUAUUCAUAUCAUUAAAUUCAUCCAUGCAAAUAUCGUGUACCACUUAAAUUCAAAUUUCUGUUAGCUGUAACUACCAUAGUCUAUCGACGCGAGAAAGAUCGAUUUCAGUGAGCUUACCACCUUACCAGCUUUCUAGAGAUUAAUAUUCGCAGAAUAAAAUUUCAUAGACGAAGAGAUCCCGAAAAAUAUUGUAAAGAGAAUUAUGUUUCCAUCGCCGUAGUUGUAGAGAUGAAUCCUGUUGUAAUUGAAUGGAGACGAAUGCAAAUGGAAUGAAUAAAUAUCGAAUGUUUAACCCA
Molecule: messenger RNA, 4691 nt
Organism: Ooceraea biroi (clonal raider ant)
Lineage: Eukaryota; Metazoa; Arthropoda; Insecta; Hymenoptera; Formicidae
Product: neurotrimin
Cellular component (GO): neuron projection
Source: RefSeq, a predicted model, not a curated record